CGCCCCUGUAUCUUGCGCGAAGUGCUGAAGUUGUGUGGAUAAACACAGAAAUAGCUAGUUUUCCACUACAGGCUGUUACAUAAAGAGAAGCAAUCUGCCAAACUAAAUCGACUAUAGAGCAAACAGAGGAACAGAUUGUCCCCUGUUCCCACACACAGUGGCCAGCAAAGAUGGCGUCUUGUCAUAGUGCUCUCCUGUUACUAGUUGCAAUGAGCCUCUACAGUGUCAGUGCCCAACCUGCACUCACCGGCUUCUCUCUGAACAUGACUCCACCCGAGGAACUCAUACUAACAUUUAAUUCCGAUGUAGACCCUACAACUUGCGAUGCCUCUGCUAUGACAAUGCAUGGUACAGCAGUACCACAGCCCAACUCUUCCGUCACCUUUCAAGGUGGAAACUGCACUGCUACAAGUUUAAGCUCUGUUCAAGUGUCCCUACCAUCAGAAGACUGGAUGAAUGUCCAAGGAAACAUCAACUUGGCCAUUAGCAGUGCCAACACGUUUAUUUCCCUCACCUCAGGUUUUAUACAAUCACCAGGAGGUGUUUCCAACAUAGCAACUGUUGCCCUGCAAGCAUCCGUCUUUACAAAGAAUUUCGAUCUUCCGACGAUAAUGCAAGCGUUCCUGUCCUUGGACGGUUUCAUGGUAUUUAUAUUCAAUGAAGCAGUCAAUCCCCAGACAGUGACUGCAGCAGGUAUCACUAUCCUCUAUACUGAUCGCACUAAUGGAGCUCCAGGAUCUCUUACUCUGUCAGGAAUGGCUAAUGUAGAAUUAGCCCCAGGCAAUAUAGGUGCAAUCCUUCAGAUCAUGUUCACCACUGAAGAUCUAAACAAUCUCAAGUUCUACUCUACUGCCCCUUACAGCGUGAAUAUUGCAACAAAUACUUUCAGAGAUGGAAACACUGACGGUAAUAUACCCGUGGUUGGAUACCCAAUUUUUUCGGCAGAAGAUACUACUCCUCCAAAUUUGAACUCUUUUGAUAUUGAUUUGAACGUUGGUACUCUGGUGCUCACAUUUGAUGAGCCCAUAAAUAUCGAUAAUGCAAAUAUCUCCAUUGUCAGUCUCACAAACACUACCGACUUCUCUGGCAGGGAUUAUACUAUUAACAAUAGUAUGAUUGUCACGGCAACCGAUCUAAAUACGAUAAUUACUAUCCAACUAGAGAACGAUGUUGUGAAUGCUAUCCUGGCUGAUUUUGACGUGUGUAACUCUGUCUCCGACUGUUUCUUGUUUGCUCCUCCGCUUAGUUUUGCUGAUUUUGGUGGCCAGACCCUCAUCGAUGGCUCUGUGAUUGUCCCUGGUCAAUUCGUUGCUGAUAGGGUUAGUCCGCAAUUGACAAGUUACUCGAUCAACCUCAACAACGGUUCAAUGACUCUCCAAUUUACAGAACCACUUGAUGAACUUCAAUUUUCUCCUGCUGGAAUAAAAUUAACAGAUUCUAAUGGAGCGAACUCACAGAUGUUAGACAAUUCAGCCGUCACUUUAGUUCAAGACCGUAGCACAAUUUUCACUGUUACAUUUAAAAGUACUGUCUUAGACAAUCUGAAGAUAUUUCAAAGAGGUGGUGGUAUUUUAUUGACUAUGGACAACACUACUGCGCUUGACACGAGUGGGAAUGCGAUAGUUCCAAUUUUAAAUGGUAUCCCUCCUUCCGAGAUCGACGCAGAUACCACAGGACCAAUUUUAGUCGGCUUUGUAUUGAGUUCUCCAGAGCAAGGACAACUUACGCUGAGUUUUGACGAAGCUAUUGAUACUUCUAGUAUUGAUUUGACAACCAUUACUCUAACCUCUCUGAAUCUGAUAAAAGUGGUAGCACAAGGAAGAAGUGCUUUGAACUUGGUAGUUAACGAGAGUGCUCUUGCCGACAUAAGUGGUAAUCUUAUCAACCCUGUGCCGUUGUCAAGUGCAAUACAGCCCUCACAACUUAACGCAGAUCUCACACCCCCUCAAAUGACUCGGUUCAUGGCGCGCCCACCUUCUAGUCGCUCCAUACUCAUGUUUUUCGACGAGUAUGUAAUUCCGUCGAGUUUUGAUGGUUCUCGACUAAAGCUUUCCAUGAACACGCUCGAUUUUGUCAUUCCUUACAACAUCAGCUAUUUUACAACAGGCACUGUGAGCGGUGAGGUCUCCGAUAUGAUCACGUUUAUGUUCUCUGGUGCAGAAUCACUUCUGAAUUUGAGUCCCAGUAUACGGCAGCUUUCUUCAACGGCUAUAUCGGAUUGA
Messenger RNA from Halichondria panicea, 2222 nucleotides. RefSeq lists its product as uncharacterized. The transcript is spliced from 3 exons. The record is from RefSeq and is a predicted model, not a curated record. Gene Ontology annotation, molecular function: hormone activity. The coding region runs from base 171 to 2222 and encodes 683 amino acids. Lineage: Eukaryota; Metazoa; Porifera; Demospongiae; Suberitida; Halichondriidae.